GUUCAGCACCCGUACUUUGAGAUCCCACAUACCGAAAUUCUGCUCAUUUUCUUCUUCCCAUCAUCUCCCUCGCCCUCGUCUCCCUCAGACCGUCACUUGCCGCUCUUCUCCGCAACUACAUACCUAACCACAGCUGAACCCAGCCGGUAAACCUAUCUCCCUUUCUUCGCUUGGGGAAGCAACCUCUCCCAGAUCAUUACGAUCAGUCGGUGAUUGAGAUUGGUGUGGUUCAUUUGGUUACUGACAUUUAUAAGAUCUAUCAGAGAAGAGAAGUAUCUUUAUAUUUUUAAUUUUUAAUUAAAAGAAAUGGCUGGGGGUGCUGCGGGCGGUUUCGUCAAUCGGGCCUUUGAAUCCAUGCUCAAAGAGUGUUCCAGUAAGAAGCUUGUGGCCCUCCAGACAGCUAUACAGAAGUAUCUAGACGGUACGAAAGAGAUCAAUCAGCAUGCGGGCUCCAGUGAGGGAAAUCAAUUGUCAAGUUUGGCUGUAGAACAGAGUUUACCUGAAAUUGAUGCUGGAGUUGUUAAGAAUGGAAUCGAGUCGGAUCAUACAACUACAGUUCCACAAGCGGCUGAUGAGACGGAACAAAUUAGCAAGGCAGUGGGAAAAAGAGCAACUAUUACCGCAGCCUUAGCAAAUGCUGGGAACUCUUUGGAAGGAGCUGAGACGGAGCUUGUUUUGAAUCCGAUCCGACUUGCAUUUGAAUCCAAGAAUGUGAAAGUCCAAGAGCUUGCGUUGGAUUGUCUCCAUAAACUCAUAGCAUAUGACCAUUUAGAGGGUGAUCCUGGGCUAGAUGGGGGUAAAAAUGUGCCACUGUUUACAGACAUUCUUAACAUGGUUUGCAGUUGUGUGGAGAAUUCAUCAUCUGACAGUACUAUUCUGCAAGUGUUGAAGGUGCUUCUUACUGCUGUAUCAUCCACCAAGUUCAGAGUUCAUGGAGAACCAUUGCUGGGAGUAAUCAGAGUUUGUUAUAAUAUUGCUCUUAACAGCAAGAGUCCCGUAAACCAAGCAACGUCAAAGGCGAUGUUGACCCAAAUGAUCAGCAUCAUAUUCAGGCGAAUGGAAACUGAUCUGGCAAUUCAGGUCUCUACCACAUCUAGUUCUGUCCCACAUAAAGAAGCUGCUUCAGAAAAUACUUCUAACUCAACAGUUGAAGAGGCUGUUUUAGAUGACCAAAGUGACAGAGGAAUGACUUUGGGUCUUGCACUUUCUCUGAAUCAAGUGAAAGAGAUGACUCUUGCCUCUGUGGAGGAACUUCAGAAUCUUGCUGGGGGUGCUGACAUAAAGGGCUUAGAAGCUGUUCUCGACAAGGCUGUGCAUCUUGAAGAUGGUGAAAAGAUAGUAAGAGGAAUUGAUCUUGAGAGCAUGAACAUCAAACAGCGUGAUGCUUUACUGCUUUUUCGCACCCUUUGCAAGAUGGGUAUGAAGGAGGACAGCGACGAAGUGACAUCCAAGACCCGUAUUUUGUCUCUCGAGCUUCUGCAGGGUUUGUUGGAAGGGGUCAGUCAUUCAUUCACAAAGAACUUCCAUUUUAUCGACUCGGUGAAAGCUUACCUUUCAUACGCUUUGUUGCGCGCUUCAGUUUCUCAAUCGCCGGUGAUAUUCCAGUACUCAACAGGAAUCUUCUCAGUGCUUUUAUUGCGAUUUAGGGAAAGUCUCAAAGGUGAAAUUGGCAUCUUCUUUCCCUUGAUUGUUCUACGAUCAUUGGAUAGCUCAGAAUGCUCCCUUAAUCAAAAGAUAAGCGUUCUUCGAAUGGUAGAGAAAGUGUGCAAGGACUCUCAAAUGCUUGUUGAUCUGUAUGUGAACUAUGAUUGUGAUCUUGAGGCACCUAACUUGUUUGAACGCAUGGUUACCACUUUAUCGAGAUUAGCCCAAGGGAAUCAACAUGUUGAUCCUAACUCAGUUACUGCGUCCCAGAUGGGGUCGGUUAAGGGUUCUUCUCUUCAGUGUCUGGUAAAUGUGCUAAAAUCAUUGGUUGACUGGGAGAAGACGAGGAGGGAAUUAGAGAAACCCAGUAAUGGUAAACACCCUAUCGAUGGAGAAGUUUCAUCUCGAGAAUUUGAUGAGAGUACAAUCAGGGAAGAUUUGCACAAUAACUUCGAGAAGGCGAAGGCUCAUAAGUCUACCAUGGAAGCUGUUAUAGCUGAGUUCAACCGGAAACCAGUGAAAGGUAUAGAGCAAAUGUUAUCAAAUCGGUUGGUGGAAAAUACACCUGCUUCAGUUGCUCAUUUUUUGAGGAAUACUCCGAGUCUGGACAAGGCUAUGAUUGGAGACUACUUGGGCCAACAUGAGGAGUUUCCCCUUGCUGUGAUGCAUGCUUAUGUAGAUUCCAUGAAGUUCUCUGGUAUGAAGUUUGAUUCUGCGAUCCGUGAAUUCCUUAGAGGAUUUCGGCUUCCAGGAGAAGCACAAAAGAUAGAUCGAAUCAUGGAGAAAUUUGCCGAGCGUUACUGUGCAGAUAAUCCAGGACUUUUUAAGAAUGCAGAUACCGCAUAUGUCCUUGCAUAUGCAGUUAUAAUGUUGAAUACCGAUGCACAUAAUCCAAUGGUAUGGCCUAAAAUGUCCAAGGCUGAUUUUAUACGCAUGAAUGCCACGAAUGAUGCUGAAGAGUGUGCUCCAACGGAACUUCUGGAGGAUAUCUAUGAUUCCAUCGUUAAAGAAGAGAUAAAAAUGAAAGAUGACUUGGUUACUCUUGGAAAAAGUAGUAGACAGAAGCCAGAAGCAGAAGAGAGAGGUCGCCUUGUUAACAUUCUUAAUCUGGCUCUACCGAGGAGGAAUUCAGCAAUGGACACAAAGUCUGAAAGCGAAGCUAUAAUUAAACAAACCCAGGCUAUUUUUCGCAGUCAAGGAAUGAAGAGAGGAGUCUUUCAUACUUCAUAUCAGAUUGAACUUGUACGGCCCAUGGUUGAAGCUGUAGGAUGGCCUUUGCUCGCUACUUUUUCUGUUACUAUGGAGGAAGGAGACAAUAAGCCAAGGGUUGUUCUCUGUAUGGAAGGAUUUAGAGCAGGAAUACACAUCACUCACGUUCUCGGAAUGGAUACCAUGCGCUAUGCUUUUUUAACAUCUCUAGUUAGAUUUAAUUUCCUGCACGCACCAAAGGACAUGCGUAGUAAAAAUGUGGAAGCAUUGAGGACUCUACUUGCUUUGUGUGACUCUGAGACGGAUGCCCUUCAAGACACAUGGAAUGCAGUUCUGGAGUGCAUUUCUCGACUUGAAUACAUCAUGUCAACUCCCGCUAUUACCGGAACUGUCAUGCAAGGAUCAAAUCAAAUCUCCAGGGAUGCUAUACUUCAAUCUCUGAGAGAGUUGGCCGGGAAACCAGCAGAACAAGUGUUUGUGAAUAGUAUUAAAUUGCCCAGUGAAUCGGUAGUGGAGUUUUUCACUGCUUUGUGUAAUGUGUCAGCUGAAGAACUGAAACAGUCUCCAGCUCGUGUUUUUAGCUUACAAAAGCUUGUUGAGAUCAGCUAUUACAAUAUGGCUCGUAUACGCUUGGUAUGGGCAAGAAUAUGGUGUGUCCUGGCGAAUCAUUUUAUUUCUGCUGGCAGUCAUCAUGAUGAGAAAAUUGCUAUGUAUGCUAUUGAUUCUCUGCGACAACUUGGUAUUAAGUACUUGGAGCGUGCUGAACUUGCCAAUUUCACAUUUCAAAAUGACAUCCUAAAACCAUUUGUCAUUCUUAUGCGGAGCAGUCGCAGUGAAACCGUACGGAGACUGAUUGUUGAUUGCAUUGUUCAAAUGAUAAAAUCUAAAGUUGGAAGCAUAAAGUCAGGCUGGCGAAGUGUUUUUAUGAUUUUUACAGCCGCUGCAGAUGAUGGCUUGGAACCAAUUGUGGAGAGCGCAUUUGAAAAUGUUGAACAGGUUAUCUUGGAACAUUUUGAUCAGGUCGUUGGGGACUGCUUUAUGGAUUGUGUCAAUUGUCUUAUUGGGUUUGCCAACAAUAAAAGUUCCCACCGGAUAAGCCUGAAGGCUAUUGCUCUCCUGCGCAUAUGCGAGGAUCGGCUCGCAGAGGGCCUUGUACCAGGUGGUGCUUUGAAGCCUAUUGACAUCAAUGUGGAUACAACUUAUGAUGUGACUGAGCAUUAUUGGUUCCCAAUGCUGGCUGGUUUAUCUGACCUGACCUCUGAUCCAAGACCAGAGGUCAGAAAUUGUGCACUGGAGGUCUUGUUCGACUUGUUGAAUGAAAGAGGUAGCAAGUUCUCAUCAUCCUUUUGGCAGAGCAUUUUCCAGCGUGUUCUGUUUCCCAUUUUUGAUCACGUGAGGCAUGCUGGAAAAGAGAGAUUAAUCUCUUCUGGAGAUGAUUGGCUUCGUGAAACUAGCAUUCAUUCGCUCCAGCUGUUGUGUAACCUUUUCAACACUUUUUACAAGGAAGUGUGUUUCAUGCUGCCUCCACUUUUAAGUUUGCUGUUAGAUUGCGCUAAAAAAACAGACCAGACAGUGGCUUCAAUAUCUUUGGGUGCGUUGGUGCAUCUCAUAGAAGUUGGAGGACACCAAUUCAAUGACAGGGACUGGGACACCUUGUUGAAAGGCAUAAGGGAUGCUUCGUACACAACACAACCGGUCGAGCUGCUCAAUGCUUUGGGUUUUGAAAACUCUAAGAACCAUAGUGUGUCAAGCAGAGAUUUUGAGAUCAGUACAAGUGAUGUGCCUUCCCUGAAAUCUGAUGAAAAUGAGGCAAUAGGUCAUCAUCAGCGUAUGGUCAAUGAUGUUGGCGACACCUAUGCUUUGGCAUCCCCAGACAUUGGUACGGAUGGCAUUAUAAAAAAUCCUAUCACACCCAUUUUACUGGAUCACAAUCAAGAAACGGUGCAGGCAAUAGAUUUGGAUGGUUCUGAAGGUUUACCUUCACCUUCUGGAAGAUAUCAGAAACGAUCUGAAGCUGGAGGCCUUCAGCGGAAUCAAACGAUUGGUCAAAGAAUCAUGGGUAACAUGAUGGACAACCUCUUUGUCAGAAGUUUUACAUCUAAAUCAAAGGCCCGGCCGACAGAUGUUUCUGUACCAUCUUCUCCGGCCAAGUUUGCUGAUGCUGCGGAGCCUGGUUUUAAGGAUGAGGAGAGCCUGCCACUGACAACAAUCAGGAGUAAAUGUAUCACUCAAUUGCUACUUCUAGGUGCUAUUGAUAGUAUCCAGAAGAAAUACUGGAACAAGUUAAAGGCAUCACAUAAGAUCACCAUAAUGGACAUUUUGUUCUCUGUGUUAGAGUUUGCCGCGUCCUAUAAUUCGUAUACAAACCUCAGAUUACGGAUGCACCACAUACCUGCUGAAAGGCCACCAUUGAAUCUUCUUCGUCAGGAAUUAGCUGGAACUUGCAUUUAUAUGGAGAUCUUACAGAAGACAACUUCAGAAAUUGAUUCCAAAAUAGGGGAACAGCUUGAUACCAAUGUCGGCCAGGAUGCAGGUGUAAGUUCAGUGGAAAAUGGUUCAAGCCUCAAUGGUGAAUCUGUUAUGGGGGAGAAACUUGAAACAAUAGCGGAAGAGAAGCUAGUGUCCUUUUGUGGACAGGUUCUCAAGGAGGCGUCUGAUUUUCAGUCAAGUAUGGGGGAGACUACUAAUAUGAAUAUUCAUCAAGUUCUAGAAUUACGCUCUCCCGUCAUUGUCAAGGUACUUAAAGGCAUGUGCUUUAUGAACAGCCAGUUAUUCCGAAAACACCUGAGACAGUUCUAUCCCUCCAUUACCAAACUUGUAUGCUGUGACCAGAUGGAUGUCCGUGGGGCUCUUGGUGAUCUUUUCAGCAUGCAAUUGAGUGCCCUGUUGCCGCAGAAGAUUUAUGUUGGACCUUGAUCAAGCUUUGCUGAUGGAAAGGGUGCCAACAUUGCUUUAGAAGGCUGACGUUGCUUCUUUCCUCCAUAUUGCUUUUUUCCUCUUAACAUUGAUUUAUGUGUUCUUGUAUAAUUCCUUGUUUUUUUGUAGAAAAUCGUGUAUACCUUGUUGAAACCAAAUUUUGAAGGGGCAAGAAAGUCGUGGCUUUGACUUCCUAAUAAUGUGUCGUGCACUCCCCACUCAAAUUGCUGGUUCAAACAAUCACAAAACCAAUGAUUUUUCUGUGAUGUGGGAGAGCUAUGCAUGCAGAACAUUAUAUUCAGAUUCGGAGAAAUUACAACCUCCCAAUUGUAGAUGUACAAAACCAUUUCAAAUAUACCAAAUUUACCACUUACUGUAAGUGCUAAGAAAA
This is a messenger RNA of Rhododendron vialii, 6160 nucleotides long. Its product is annotated as brefeldin A-inhibited guanine nucleotide-exchange protein 5. Gene Ontology annotation, cellular component: trans-Golgi network. The transcript is spliced from 34 exons. The record is from RefSeq and is a predicted model, not a curated record. Lineage: Eukaryota; Viridiplantae; Streptophyta; Magnoliopsida; Ericales; Ericaceae. Gene Ontology annotation, molecular function: guanyl-nucleotide exchange factor activity. Gene Ontology annotation, biological process: regulation of ARF protein signal transduction. The coding region runs from base 307 to 5769 and encodes 1820 amino acids.